Peronospora belbahrii is the source of this 3312-nucleotide messenger RNA. The record is from the annotation of a GenBank genome assembly. Lineage: Eukaryota; Oomycota; Peronosporomycetes; Peronosporales; Peronosporaceae.
AUGGAGGAUAUUCGUCAAGCCAUACGGCAAGGCCGCACGUUGGCUACACAAGGUCUCUAUGAGCAAGCCAAGAUACUAUGGAAGUCUACGCUAAGUACCUCAUAUUAUAUGCAGGAUUAUGCUGGUAUGUUUGUGCUGUCUGUUAAUGUCGGUGAGGUUUGUGUACGGAUUGCAAAGCAAUCAAACACGAUAUCUCAAGCGUUGCUACAAUUGCAAGAAGCAAAUGAGAAUCUUGAGUAUGCGCUGCAACUGGUGGAAAAGUUUUCGCUCUGUAAUAUCUUAGCAGGACAUGGAGCGUUGUAUCAAGGCGUGAUGCGUGCAAAGACAUUGAAGAGGAAGGCAAAGACAUUGCUGGACAAGUUGCAACAGAUUGAGGUGGAAGACGAGACAAAAAGAAACGAUGAAGUGGUGGAAGUUUGUAUGACGUGCGAAGUAGGUAGUGAACAGAUUGUGCUGGAUGAGAAUGAUGGUUGUUAUUACUGCAGAAAAUGCUAUGAGGAAUACUAUGCUACAUUCGAGAAUGAUGCUAGCGUUCAGACUGUCGAAGCGUUUGUUGCUGUCUAUGAUGUAGAUGGUUUGGAAAAAGAGAAAAAGAAUGAGAGAGAUGAAGAGUUAGGCUUGGAAAAUGAAAAAGGUGACGAUAGUACUGAUCAGGUUGUGGCUGAGUCGAGCGCAACAACCGAACCGAAUCACGUUACGCGUAUUCAUAGCGAAGGCAAAGACGCAGAGGCGGUUGAUCCUCAGAAGGUCGAGGUGAACCGCACUAAAUACGAACGAGUCGAGCUGGGAUCACUUGCAGAUUAUCUGGCUGGAACGCUUCAGAUCGAGCGUGAUAAAGUUCAGCAAUCUAAGAUCCAGCAGAAUGACGUUUGCAAUGAUGCCCUUGAGUUGACUGCAGCGGCUCGUGAUCGACAAGAAGAGUGCCGUGAAGAGUGUAUAACUACGGACAGUGACCUCCAAGACGUGCCACCGUAUGAAACCAGCCUUGUUACAUCAGAUGAGGAUGUCCAGCAUGAAGUAGGAAAAAAGCUACUGAAUGAGGAGAAUAUUGCAGACAGAGCACACGAAAAAUACGAAUACUCGGUUGCCCGACUGCUGGCACUUCGGAAGCUUUCGCCUUGUGAGUGUCCAGAGUCUCUAUUAACAUCACCCGUGCGAGAUAAUGGGUCUACUUUGACUCCUGUUCAAACUAAAGCCAAUAGCAUGCGGAAGAAAUCAAAUUCUAAAAAGACAACGAGGUUAACAACAUUACGUCAGGAAAACAAUCGAGACACCACCGGAUCUAAUCAAUUAAAGAUGCCAACAACAACAACGGAUGCGAGUCCAUCCAUCUCGCUCUUACCAUCGAUGGACUUGUGCAAUACACUGCGUGAAGCUCUCCAGAAGAGCAGGAGACGGAUAAUGGAGCGUUUCGAUGAACUCGGAGUGAAAUACUCCGGUUUAGAAGCAAUGCGACAGAUCUACCCGUCAACCAUUGAAAAUGGUGUAAAUCUGUACAAUUUACUGGCAGCACGUGACUCACUGCUUUUAGAACCACCGACGUAUCAGAUUGAAGCAGGAUUUGGCACGUGGAUUGAAUCGGAUGGAAACACAAAACCCAUGCGGGGUGAUGAUCCCGACGAAGACACGAAUCUUGUGUACCAGAGUGUUCCUGGUCCGUGCUGCAAUGAUUCAUGUGAAAACCCACACGGUUUGAACGUUCGGGCUUCUUUUGUUGCACCUACCAAGACUUUCCAGCUUUUUCGAGCGCGAUACCAGCGAAAUAAUAAAAAAGGUGGACAGAAAAACCUACGCUGCUUUCCAUGCUGUCGUAAUGGACGCCAUGUGAGUUCAGGUUUCUGCGGAGAUUCAAUCAGAGUGCACGUGGCAGUGAGUCGUAUGACUGAAUCAGGAGGUGUAAAGAUUUGCCCCAUCCAAACAACUCGCCCGGCCGUGUUGGCAUUUGCGCGUUUCCUCAACCUUGAUGGUACGUUUGAUCCGACAGCUUCGGGACCUGAGGUCUUCACCGGACAGACGAUCGAGAAGACGGAUGUGCUUGCGUGGGUGCGCGACAAGCAACAUCCAACAAACCCACUCUUUCCGGGGAUUCUGCGUGGUGCUGCCAUGGAGACAUCGUCUCAGUCGGCAAUUUUCGAGUUUAAUGCUGAAUGUAAGGCGUGGCAUUAUGGCUGGACCGCCCCACGUGGCCAAGGACUAUCUGGAAGCGAUGCGCAUCAUGUGCUAGAAGUGCUUUUCAUGAAGCCGAUGGGUUCUUAUAUGUACUGCCUGGAGCGUCUGCGCUCGGAUGAGUUUUCUAUCUAUUCCAGCCGUAGAGCUAGUCAUGCAGCUAUCAAGCCUGAACCAGAGGCUUUCGAGCACGAAGAGGAUGCCGAUGAUAGAAAUCUUAAGCGAAAGCGUACACUUAUGCGCAAGGUAGCAACGUCGUCUCCAAUCGACGCAAUAUUGCCCCAGCCUCCAGCCUCACCGUCAUCAACACUUGUGACCAGCUGUCCAAUGAAUUCUCCGAUCUUUUCUCCCUCAAAGGGAGAUAUGACUAAUGAACGUCGCCUAGGCGCUCCUUCUGCAACGCGGGUGACUCUCCCCGCAUCGAGUGCAUCCCCUACGUUGACAGGCUUUUUCGACAUCGCGUUGCCCCUGACAGACAUACCACCGUUUAAGGUGGGAAAUGUUUUUGGGUCAGUAUCAUCUCCCAUGGCUGUAUGCCCUUCGUCUUCUCCCGUUCUGGUGGACAGUGCGUCGUCAGUAUUUGACUGCCGUAGUCUUGACGACAUGAUGAUUAGUGGUAGCAUGCUACAAAAUGAGACCCAGCAACAGCAACAAUUGCUAAUCGACGAGCAAAACCAAACUCUUCGGCGACAUCAACGCGAACAGCAAGAACUGUUAUUACAGCAGCAGCAGCAACUCACUCAGCACCUUGCUGAGCAAAUGAUGGUCAGCCAACAGCAUGUACACGCGAAUCAUCUGCAAGUCCCGGGAGGGCUCCAGAGCCAUUCGCUGUUUCAAGAAGAGCAACCCGCUCGCCGUGUUGUUUCGACAGACGAGCUGCCGUGGUCAGAGCUAUACCAUCUGUUUGACACCCUGCUCGCUCCAGGGACUACCGACGACGAUCUUGAUCGUGACGAGGAGAUUUUGUCGAUUCCUGGCAACGGUCCGUAUCGCUACGAGAUACCACCCUUCCUCUGCGAUGAUUAUGCAGAGUUUGUGUAUACGUGGAAAGAAGAGCCGAAAAAUUCCAAGAUUAAGGAAAGCGAUAGAGCAGAAAUGUGGGAAAACCAGAUCGCAGUCUUCUACAGGGCAAAGUCAAGUAAGUAA